ACAACUAGAGGAGCCUGCUGCCUGUGCGCAUGCUCUCCCUUCUUGGGCUGUCCCAAGUUUUCCUAGCGGGGCGAGGCGGGGCUGAUGUUGGACUCUCCCUCCUAGGCUCAGUCUUUUGGUCAGUCUAUGGACGGCGUAGGUUAACGCACACCCCGGCCUCAUCCCGAGUAGACUCUUCCAGCCUCCUUCUUCCUCCCCCCCCCCCGCCCUCUCCGGAAGGAAAGAGGCGGGGCUAAAGGGCCACUAAGUACCGGUAUCUGCGCGCGUCGGCUAGCGCAAGGAGAGCGCGCGGAGCUGCCUUUUUACUCGCCCUCCUGCUGCCAUGCCGCCCCCGGGCCAGGUCCGGGUGCCGGACUGGGAUGCGCUGCGGCUCCGCGUCCGGACUCUGAUCAGCUCCCACCGGGUCGCGGUCUUCAGCAAGAGCUACUGCCCCUACUGCAACAAGGUGAAAGAACUUUUUCAUUCUAUGGGAGUAGACUUCUAUGCUUUGGAACUUGAUUUAACUGAUGAUGGACCCAAUAUUCAGCAAGUGUUAGUAGAAGUGACUAGCCAGAGGACUGUGCCCAGUGUGUUUGUGAAUGGAACACACAUAGGUGGAUAUGAUAAAACUUUUCAGGCUUACCAGAGUGGCUCAUUGCAGAAUGUGCUAGGGAAUUGCAUAGAUGAUGCAGAAGUUUAUGAUUACGAUCUUAUUGUUGUUGGUGGUGGCUCUGGCGGACUUGCAUGUUCCAAGGAAGCUGCUGCCUUAGGAAAAAAGGUCAUGGUGCUAGAUUAUGUUGUACCAACACCUUCGGGUACUUCAUGGGGACUUGGUGGCACUUGUGUAAAUGUAGGUUGUAUUCCUAAGAAACUCAUGCAUCAAGCUGCACUUCUGGGACAGGCACUUCAAGAUUCAAGGAAAUUUGGCUGGGAGUAUGAUGAGCAAGUUAAACACAACUGGGAGACCAUGGUAGAAGCAAUUCAGAACUACAUAGGCUCUUUAAAUUGGGGUUACAGGGUGUCCUUGAGAGAGAAGACUGUGACAUACGUCAAUGCCUAUGCAGAAUUUAUCGAACCACACAAAAUAAAGGCAACCACCAGGAAAGGACAGGAAACUUUUCACACAGCACAGACAUUUGUCCUAGCAACAGGGGAAAGGCCCCGAUAUUUGGGUAUCCCUGGAGAUAAAGAAUACUGCAUUACUAGCGAUGACCUCUUCUCCCUGCCUUACUGCCCUGGCAAAACUCUAAUUGUGGGUGCCUCCUAUGUGGCUCUGGAGUGUGCAGGAUUUCUUGCUGGCAUUGGUUUGGAUGUCACAGUUAUGGUGCGCUCCAUCCUUCUUCGAGGCUUUGACCAAGAAAUGGCAGAGAGGGCAGGUGCCUACAUGGAAACUCAUGGUGUUAAAUUCAUCAGGAAAUUUGUACCUAUUCGGAUUGAAAGGUUGGAGGAAGGCAUGCCUAGAAGACUAAAAGUGGUAGCACAGUCUACUGAGGGACCAGACACUGUUGAAGGAGAAUAUAAUACUGUUUUGAUGGCUAUUGGUCGUGAUGCCUGUACCAGAAACAUUGGUUUAGAUAAGAUUGGUGUCAAAAUCAAUGAAAAGAAUGGAAAAAUACCUGUAAAUGACGAGGAACAAACCAGUGUGCCUCAUGUCUAUGCUAUUGGAGAUAUCUUGGAUGGAAAACUUGAACUUACCCCAGUUGCAAUUCAGGCAGGCAAGCUUCUAGCUCGCAGACUUUUUGGGGGUAGCUUUAUAAAGUGUGACUAUGUCAAUGUACCAACUACAGUGUUUACUCCUUUGGAGUAUGGCUGUUGUGGAUUACCUGAAGAGAGAGCCAUUGAAGAAUAUGGAAAGGAAAAUGUAGAGGUGUAUCACACUUUGUUUUGGCCUCUUGAAUGGACAGUACCCAGCAGAGACAACAAUACUUGCUAUGCAAAGAUAAUCUGCAAUAAACAUGACAAUAACCGUGUAAUAGGAUUUCAUGUUCUUGGACCCAAUGCUGGAGAAAUUACCCAAGGUUUUGGUGCAGCAAUAAAAUGUGGUCUCACGAAAGAAUUACUUGAUGAAACAAUAGGUAUACAUCCAACAUGUGCAGAGGUGUUCACUACAAUGGAAAUUACAAAAUCUUCUGGAAAAGAUGUCACUCAGGCAGGAUGCUGAGGCUAAACCCUGCUGUUUUUAUCUUUCUCUUGUCAUGUACAUUUUUCUCUUUGGAAGGCUUAAAUGUGAAAUACACUUGAGUAAAAUAAAUGAAAGCAGCAGUAGCAUCAAACCUAUUACAGCUAGAAAUGAUGCAUUUCUUAAGCUUCCUCAGUAGAUAAUGUUGGCAAUAGAAAGAAUACAACAGCAGGGAAAACGCAAACUAUAAAUCCUGACUUGCUUGGAAGUGGCACGUAAGUGCUUUUUUGAAGUUUUGGCUCAGAGCCCCAUUCUGAGGUGAGCUACAACUGAUGACUUACCUUGCAAACUUAGGAAACUUCUUUGUAUGGUCAAAAACUGAGCUUCCUUCUGAAGGAGCUUUUGAGUUGCAUAAUUAAUUUAAAGUUAACUCAUUGGGUUCCAGUGUUUUUUGUAUGAAUGCUUUAGAUAUACCUUUUCUUUUUAGUUAUAAGGAUGACUGUAUAAUUGUAUUACUCUUGCCAGCAGCUCAUUUUACAAUUCAUGUUGGGUCACUUUUUUGUGUUUGCAGUGACUAACAUGGAUUUUAAUGCUGUUCUUGACUUAGUUUUAAAAAAAGGUCAUAAAUCAAAUACAGAUGCUAGGCAGUGCAGCUAAUGCACUCGCAUUUAACCUCUAAAGACCUGGCUCAAGUACCAAAUAAGUUACAGGUGAGAGAAUUUUGUGAUCUUUUCUUACUUCAUAGUUGCUUUGCUACCAUAACUAGUAAUAUCUUCCUGAAUCACAGGAUUUUAAUAGUAGGAAUCUUGUGGGUCAGAGCGGAAGUAUAUUGAAAAAGCUCCUAAAACUUGUUUGUCCUUGCAGUCUGUGAGCCUAAUCAGUGCUGACAGUGUCAAGUUUAGUUUCCACACCAAUGUGUAAAAUACUACAUCAUGUAAAAGUAAUCUAACCUACAGUUCUGGCCUAUCUAAUAAAAUUGGAGUCUCGAUUAUGGUCUUCUCUCCCCAUGUUAUCUGUUCCAUUAAUACAGUAGCUAGAGAAAUGGCUACACCACUAGGCACUAGAAUCCACUUUAUGGACUUUAAUGAACAACUUACUACUACUUUAAAUUAUAUUUAGCAGCAGAGAACAGUGACUUGUGCUAUCAUGCCCUGUGUAGGUCCUGUAUAGUCAGCAGCUUGAAACUGUUCCCCCUUGUUCUCAUGUUAAUUUGGGGAAGUGUGUGCUUGAAUUUGGUGCUUCAGUUUUGUCCAAAGAUGUUUUGAAAGACUAUUUUGAACACUGUCUUAUAUAGUUUUUAACUAUUUAAUCUAUGGUAUAUCAUGACAUUUAAAGUUCAAUAAAUGAACAAUUGCAUAUGAUGUGUCAAAUACUUUGAUCAAGAUACAUUACAUUUAUAUGGCACCUGUCCUGGGUAGAAGGGGUUGUGUAUCUUAAGCUUGUUUAGGAGCCAGUGAACUAGGUCUCUUGACACUUCUGGAAGAUUUUUCUUAAGCAGUUACAGAUGCAAUCAUAUUUAUUACUCAGUCUGUGUACAUGGAAGGACCACUCUUUAGUAUGCAAAGUUUAGUGGAGAAGAAGACAUCAAUUUGGUACCAGGAACUGUGUGCACUUCAGGAGGAAGAACUAAGCAUAACUUUGGCAAUUGAAAACUGCAGAAAUGUUGAGUAUAUAAAAUAUAUGCUAUAAGGAAUUUGACUAGUUUUUUAGCAUCAACAUUUGUUGCAAAAGGUGCUAGAAUACUAACAGUUCUUGGUUUUCUUAUCACUUGGGAUUGACUGUGGGGGUGAGAAGCACACUACAGUGCCCACAAAUGCCAUAAAGCCCUAGCUAUUAUUAAUUCAAAAAUAGGAUGGUCUACUGAAUUUAACAGUACCAUCUACCUGCAGAACUCUGACCUUUCUUUUUCAUUUCUCCCAUAUCAAAAUUGCCCAAGCCCAACCCUACUUGAGAGUUUAGAUCACUGCUGAAGUGAUGAUUGCAAAGUAUGUACUAGAAACAUACUGAGCAUGAGUCUUGUCUUGGCAGCCUUACAUGGAUACCACAUGUGCAGGGGUUAUCUGUGCUUUGGAUCACUCAGUUGUAACAGCUUAAAAGAGGACCAAUGAAAUUAUACAUUGCUUUGUGUGGAACAUGUGCUUGGAUGAACUGAGUGGCAAUAUAAAUUCCAAUUUACAACCAGACAGAAGAUGUAAGAAUGGAGGAGCAAGCAGAAGAAACAGAUUCCAGAAGUUACUACUCUUAAAUAUCAUGAUUUGAUAAGCAGUAAAUGACAGCAUAAAUUACUCAGGUCACAUAUUACAUUAUGAUUUUAUUUAUAGUUUAUAAAAGGUUAAUUAUUAAUGAUUCAUUGUCCUGGUGGACUCUAGUCAUAAGCAACCUAUUAAGAUCUAACGUACAAGCACGCUGUUUAUAAACCUCUUACCUAUGUCUAACAUGCUUAUCAAUCUAUUAUAAACUAUUUAAUUGGAGCCAUAAUAAACUAUGGCCAAUACUUGUAUAGUUAGCCUCUACGUAUUAACUGAAGAGGUUGAGAAGCAUACAAUAAAUAGCUUGUUCAAAGAGGAAUGUUUAAAAAUGGUAUCAAUCUGCUCACAAGGAACAUUCUGCUUGUAGCAAUUCAUCAGUGGCACUUCUCUUUUGCUUACAGUGAAACCUUGCUGCCAUUCUGAUCUCUGCUUUAAAGAUAUCAGGCUUGCAUCAAAUGUGAUUGUGUAAAAGAAUUAGGAUUCGAGAAAUAAAAACUCAGUCAUUCUCCUGAGCGUGGUGUUAAUGGGCUUGUUGGUCUUCAACCUAAUUAUCACCAGGACUGGUGUGCCAGUCUCUGCAACAGCAUUUUCCUCUAACAAGCUUUGUGUUUUACUUUCCUGGAGUUUGGAUGUUGCAUGGCAGCUCCUGAGCCUCUCAGGAGAGGAAAUAUCAGACCAGCAGCAUAAUAUCCUCAGCAGGCCCUUCUUUCCAGCAUCAGGAUCCUCAUCCCUCAUAGCCAGGAUCUCUCAGGCAUGCUGUAUGUCAGGAAGCAUCAUGAAAGACAUGGCAAGUGGGGAUUGUGAGUCACUGUAGUAUUGUCAAAAUACUCUAGUGGCAGGUUUGGGAGCUUCACUUGUGCUCUGCUAGAUUACAGAACUACACCUAGAAUGAAUUAAAGGUUUUGAUGAAGCCUGAUUCCCCCAGAGAAUUGAAUUGGGUACCUGCUAAAUCCUCCCCUUUUGUUGACAUGUCUGUAGCUCCUAUUCCUAUCAAGUACUAGGUAUCCUACAAUAGAAUGCUGCACUUCACUGCUGGAGCAUAUUACAGAUAAAUUACAGACAUGACUGCAUUAAUACGAGCAACCAAAGAUUUCAGCAUAGUCUGGGAAUAUGGGUCAAAUAGGCCUGUCCCGGCUCAUGCCAGGUAAACAAAGGAUUCUAAGUACUAGGUACCUUCUUUUCAUAUUCUCUGUAAGCACGGGAUCUAAAAAGUAUUUUCCUUGUUUUGAUGGCAGAAAAGCCUGUCCAGACAAGCCUCUAUUCAUGUUUGUCUUGAGUUUCCUUUGGUAAGUUGAUGUAGUCUGCUUUUUUUAAAAAAAGCAAUGUGGUCUCAUGUAAUGGCAAAAAAGUGAAAUACUAGACACCUUAGCCUGAAACUUACCUGAGAAAGCUUACUUAUAUUCCAGCUCCGUUGCAGUGGCAGCAUUCAUCCAACAUAUAAGGCCAUACUGUGUCAGACCAGUGGUCCAUCUAGCCCAGUAUCCUGUGUUCUGAUCAGGGGCCAUGCAAGUAGAUUAUUGGUAUACUCUCAUUCAUGAUAGCACUCUUGACCUUCAGCAGUAGUUCACAGGAGAGUAACCCCCUUGUCUGGUUUGUUAUAUUUAAGUUCAAUUUUCAAAGCAAAUCAAUCUAGGCUACGUCUAGCUUAGGGGUUGGUUAUGGAUGCCAGUCACUGUAGUAUCUGAUUUAAGUUCAGACACUAUAGCAUUGAUAGUAAUGGAGAUGCAUUUAUUUCCUUAUUAGAUGCUUCUCAAAACAUUUUCCUUUCAUGUUGCACUUUCAUAUUAGUAAAUCUACAAAGUUAUUUGUAACUGGAAACAAAUUCAACUAUAUUACUCAGCGUGCUGUUAACCAAAACAAUAUCUGGUCUGUGUCUGCUUUAUAAUUAAGGUUGUGUCUGUAUGUGCAUCAUGUCUCUUGAAGCAGUGAAUAAACACCAAAGCUGCACAUUUUACUAAUAACUGGAAGAAAUGUCUCCAAAUGCAGAAAUGGUAGUAAUUAUAGCGCAUGUAAAUAUGAAAAUAAAUUAGUUUGUGCAACCUAGUCUUUGACUUUGACUGUAAUUACAGCUUGAGUAUUGUAAUUUGUCAUUAGUAACACUUGAACAGGUAGUUACCUCUGUCAUAGUUUCACAAGCUAAGCUGUGUUUGUCAUGAGGAAAAGGCCAAGGUUUUUCUAACAGAUACAGUUUGAAGUAUCUUACUGUGACUUUAGAAGGAUAACUGUUUGUUUUAAAAAAUAUUGUCUGAUAUUUAAGUGGGACUGGCUGAAAAAUUUCAGUCAAAUUUUUAAAUGGAAAAUGUGUUUUGACAAGUUGCAAGUUGGUGGAAAGUCUACUUUCCUUGAACACUUCAUUUUUUGUUUAUUUAAAAAAAACUUCUGGCAGUGGGCAAGGACAUUUUUUUUUCAUUCAAAAUUGUUUGUUUUUUCUUUUUCUGCAAAACCCCAAAAAUUCCAACAGAAGAUUUUGAUAACUGGAUUUUUCAUUUUGUCAGUGCUCUACUUCGGGGAGGGGACACAUUUCUUGACCAGAUGUACUUUUUACUUAGUUGGAUUAUCUUGUAUGUGUAGCAACACUAAGAGUAGAGAAUAAAAUUCUCAAUUGUUA
This is a messenger RNA of Chelonia mydas (Green sea turtle), 6955 nucleotides long. It is a transcript of the gene TXNRD3, whose product is annotated as thioredoxin reductase 3. Gene Ontology annotation, molecular function: glutathione-disulfide reductase (NADPH) activity; flavin adenine dinucleotide binding; thioredoxin-disulfide reductase (NADPH) activity. Gene Ontology annotation, cellular component: cytosol; mitochondrion. The transcript is spliced from 16 exons. Gene Ontology annotation, biological process: glutathione metabolic process; cellular response to oxidative stress; cell redox homeostasis. The coding region runs from base 323 to 2140 and encodes 605 amino acids. The record is from RefSeq and is a predicted model, not a curated record. Lineage: Eukaryota; Metazoa; Chordata; Testudines; Cheloniidae.